Messenger RNA from Acromyrmex echinatior (Panamanian leafcutter ant), 2864 nucleotides. It is a transcript of the gene wcy, whose product is annotated as WW domain-containing adapter protein with coiled-coil wacky. NCBI's taxonomy places the organism in Eukaryota, Metazoa, Arthropoda, Insecta, Hymenoptera, Formicidae. Gene Ontology annotation, cellular component: nucleus. Gene Ontology annotation, biological process: positive regulation of TORC1 signaling; regulation of autophagy. Gene Ontology annotation, molecular function: RNA polymerase II complex binding; chromatin binding. The record is from RefSeq and is a predicted model, not a curated record.
AGAAACGGGCCCCCGUUCACCGUCGUUCUCUUUCCACCAGGGUUCAGGACUCGCGAACCUCGCGGUCGCGCGACCGGGAAUCGAUAAUGCACGUUCGACGACGAUCCCGCGGCAAGACGACAUCCGGACGAUCGCGUCAGCGCGAUUAGUUUUUCACGCGUCGUUACAUCCCCGCGAGAUCGUCUGCUCCAUUGUGCACGCUCUCGUCGUGUCGUGUUCGUCUUUGUCGUCGUUAUUACCGCGUUCCUCACUCUGAUUUUUUUCUCUCUCUUGCAUGCGAGCAAGGUAGAAACGAUCGUUCACCAGGUUGAGGCACGCCAACAUCGUCGCCGAAUAGUUGCGCGAUUGGCACAAUCGUCAGCGAUUUGCUAUAUUACGCGUAAGACUCCUCGAAUGCAUUUGACGAGCUCGACAAGGCGAAAAGAAUCAGCUUUGACAAGUGACAUUCUGGUCAUUGACAAUAUUUCGUACGUUAAACAUAUUGCGAUGCGAAUUGAGAACACAAAGUACAGCAGUUCUAAGGGUGGCUAUUCCUCCUCGACCACGUCAUCGGACAGUCGCUACGAAGGACGUAUGCGCGACUCUCCAAAUGGUAACUCUUACAGUCCAGCCGGCAGCUUGGGAAUGGGCAUGGGGACGGACCGGGACAGCCCUCGGAAUUACACAUCCAAGCCUCUUUACAAGAAGGAGAGAGAAAAUAGAGACUAUAAACUAUCCUCCUCUAGGGACAAGUAUUCCGAUUGUGCACGAUCCUUAAAAGACAAGAGAAGCCGUGAGAGCAGGGAUUCAGAACACAGGACCAACCACGAUAGGAGUAGUGGGGAGAUCUUACAUCCCUUAAAAUUAUCAUCAAAUUCAUCAAGGGAAUCUUCAUCCCAGAGAAAACCAUCACACAAUUCCUGUCAGGAUAAACGUGGUGAUGAGCGAGGAGGUGCAACGGAACGGACAGCCAGAUUUGGCGAUUGGUCCGAACACAUGAGUUCGUCAGGAAAGAAGUAUUAUUAUAACUGCAAGACGGAAGUUUCUCAAUGGGAAAAACCACGGGAAUGGAUCAGUCGGACAGAUAAUCGUCAACGCCAAUCUAGUGACUACUCUUCUAGGUCAAGUCAUGAUAAACAUUCCAACUCGCGAUCAAAUAGCAGUAGCAGUAUGCGAGAUGGUAAAUCGUCGCGACAGUCUGACAAACGAGAAUACUGGAGCUUAUGUAGCGCGAGCGGUGGUGGCAGUAGCAGAGAUGAUGUUUCUGCAAGGGAAAGGGAGCGGGAAAAAGAACGGGAAAGAGAACGAGAACGAGAACGAGAGCGAGAACGUGAACGUGAACGAGAACGAGAACGGGAAAGAGAAAGAGAAUCUAGAGAAUGUAGAGAAGAAGUUAGUGUAGAACGCCAAACUCAAGAUAUGGAUAUCUCGCCAGGUGAUUCUACACCCACUUCGGAACCUUUAACGUCAUCCUGCGCUCAUGAUCCACUGCCACAAGGCCCUGUUCUCCUGGCCGCUGCGUUACCUCGGUUAACAUCACAUCCAUCGUCAACGACACCACAGGCAACUGGAAAACUUAGUUCGCCAACGCAACAACAGGGAAGUAGUAAUGCUCCAGGACCACCGGUGUCACUAGCAAAUCUUCCAAGACUACUGUCACAAAUUACGGGCAACAAAGAACAACCUGACAUCACACCACAGAAAGCAUUACAGACAAUUCAAACAGCUAUCUUACUAUCCCGACAACAGUCUGUUAGUGGGGAUCGAACUAAUACUGGAAGUGAUGUGAUGGUUCCAUUAAAAGUUGAUACAAGUGGCAAUAUUACCAGCGAGGGUCCACCUACUCCCACACAUUCAGAAACCCAGGAUUGUAUUGAUGCGCGAAAAUUGACAAGUCCUGGAGGAACAAAUUCCGGAGUACAAGGUCUAAGCUCCUUGCAAAGUCUCAGUACAUUAGGUUCUCUUGGAAAUUUGAGUAAUACAGGAGGUUUACAGGCAUUGUCGAGAGUGCAGCCUCCUUUAACACCUUCUUUAACACCAUCUCUCGCUAAUCAUUACCGGGAAGACUUGACACAGCAUGUGCGUGCUUUUCCCGCUGAUAUUCUCGAAAAACAGGCACAGAAACUUAGUGAGGAAGCACAUACAAUGGGCAGUUUGCAGUGUACGAGAGUGUCCGCAGAAUUGAAGACGGCACGAUCGAUAGUGAGGCUGACAGAAAUUCAGGCAACGUUACAGGAACAAAGGAUAUUAUUCCUCCGUCAACAAAUUCAAACACUAGAGGAGUUAAAAUCCCAAAAUUCCUUCAUGUCUGACGAUUCUUAGUGUAAGAAUCUUUAUAAAAUAAUUAUGAUUACAAUCUAUAAUUAAUUCAAGCAAAAUAAAACAUGAUUAUUAAUAUUCUCAUUAAUAUUGAAUAAUUAAGAUUGUACCUAAAUUAUAAUAUCGUAAUAGAAGUGAUAUAAUAGCGAAUGAACAUGGGCUGCUCAGAGAGGAUUGGCUGUUUCAUUUAUCAGCCAACGAGUCUUAAUAAGUAAUUAAUGAAUUUAUUAGUGAAUCCACCUCUCUGAGAAGCACAUCAGGCCUAUCCAAUACAAGUAGCACAGCAGUGCUUGCAAAGUGAUUAUAUGCGCUUUUUUAGCGUUUUGUUAACGCUUUGUAAGCGCUGUGCUACUUGGGAAGUCGCAAACACAACACUAAAUGAUUAGAAAAACGAAUCAAUUUUAUCAGUUCAAUGCAAACUACUGAAUUGUAUAUCUGAAUUGUCCACAUCGUCUUGUAUUUACCUAUGUUAUACGUGUCAAUGUUUCAUAUCCCAAGAUUAAGCGGCAUUUUAACUAGUUGAAACAUUUUUGUUGUAAAUCUCGGAAUAAAAUUCGUGCCACAAA